UGAGUCCCGGAAGUCGGAGAUGGUCAGAAAGUUAUUUUUAUCUGUUGAUAUGGUCUCGUAGUGGACAGCAAGCCUUAUCUAAGCUAGUGCCCCUGUAAGUAUCGUGUAUGUGGGUCACUGAUUUGUAUCUACUCUGACAUUUGACAACGCAAAGCUCUUGUAUUCAGCGUGCUAGCAAAGGCCAUCUGAUAGAUAUUUUUGGAUAUUUUAUACUGUAUCUUUAAUUGAACCGGACAUGGAUUUCCUUCCGGAAUAUGUUCCUAUUGACAUUGAUGCAAUAUCCGGUAUUCCGACCCUCCAUUUGUCUUAUAUUAUGGAGAUUCUUAUCCCAAGACGUUAUGUCGGUAAAGAAAGAAUUCGGGACCAAAUAGACAAAGUAUUUAACGGAAUGAAUGCAAUACAGCUUGAUGAUCUGAAAGUAAUCCCCAUUGGAAGCAAAGCGGAAGGAUACAACAUUCCGGACGCCGUACUUGCCACUAGAGGGAGUAUCGAGUUUAUGUCAGAUGUUGAUGUCAUUCUAACAAAUGAAAAAAUCAUGGUUUGUGGUGACAAAACAAAGAUGACCGAUGAAAAAUAUAUGAUGUAUCUGGAUACAGAAAACGUUCAUCCAGGAUACUGUAGGGUUAAACUAAUAAAGAAACCCAAAAUGGAUCAUUUUGCCGUGGUGCAUGAAGUUGAAACUAACUCUUACUUCAUGAGUGGAACGAAGUACCAAGAAGAGUUUCUAAAUCAGAUUCCGAUGGAUUCAGAAGCUGAAAGGGAAAUGUAUGAAUUACAUGGACCAGCUCUCCAAUAUCAAGAUACAAAACCUUUCACGUAUGACAGACGUCAUCAGAAAAUGAUCAACCCUUACGACCAUAUACAUGGAUUUCACUGUGAUGACUGGCCAAGUGUUGCGGACGAGUGGUUAAGACGGCAACGCACCAAUGAUUGGAUGAGUUGUGAACUCAUUGAAACAAUCGUUUCCAAGGGUUGCUAUGCUGUUCCGGUGCCUCACAAAUUGAGCAAAACCCCCGAGGUCGAAUGGCGGAUUUCAUUUGCUGAAGUUGAGCAGAUGAUCGCGAAAUGUGCAGUCACCAAUGCACAAAGACAGUGUUUCAUUUUUCUUAAGCUCUUGAGACAUCAAAUUCAGGAGGAAAGUUCACAGAAGUUUUUAUCCUCCUACUGUCUAAAGAAUGUCUUUCUUUACUGCUGCGAAAAACUCCCUGUCAGUGCUUGGAAUGAAAAUCCAGGGUCCUGUAUUAUGUAUUUGCUUGACUGUGUAGCAGUUUGCUUACAACUGGGUGUCUUGCCCAACUAUUUCAUUCCAGAAAACAAUCUUCUUGACCUUUUCACCGAGGAGGACAUUAACAAGUCUGUGCUUUUACUGGAAAUGAUAAGAGAAGACUUGUUAUCACCCGUGUUAAAGUUUACUGACGACCACGUCAUGGUAUUUGAACGGAACGGAUGCUUGACCACAAGAGUGAUUUUUAGGUCCGUAAUAGCGUCUGUGUUAGAAGAUAUUCCUUCUUACACCGAAAAUAGGAAUAUAGUAGCGUCUUUGACUGGUCCUUUCAUGAGAACACAAUGCGAUAUAGCUUUGAUCAGACUGAAAGAAAAUUGUAGUCCUUUUCAAUAUCAUCAAGCCUUCUUCGAUUUUUUCUUAAGGUCACAUUUGCCAGCUAUUUAUAUCAUUGACCUACUUAAUCUCAUUGGAUUGAAUUUAGGCGAUACUGAACUUACCCAGAAAUAUUUCGAAUCUCUCCUACAACUACAAAGCGUUUAUCCAGAUGUUGUGAAACUGAAAGGAAACUUGGCGUGCAUGUAUUUUGUUGGAUCUCAGUUAGAUAGCUACCAUACAAACGAACAACUUUCUAGAGCCGAACAACUUUUCAAAGAGGUUCUUGCUUCAGAGGGCGUACAUUUCGCAACAACCAUUGAUUUUGCAAAUUACUUGUGCCAUGUACAAAAAUGGAGGGAAGCGACACUUCUUCUGGAGCAGUUUGUCCAUUUGGAGGAGAAAUCUAACCACCUUAGUAACUGUUACAAUACAAAUGAAAAUGUAACUCUUGACCAAAUGUUACAAAGGGAGUUUUCUCAUACAAAGAUGCUUCACAUAUCCUCGUUAACUUUGGCAUAUUAUUAUCUGAUAAAAUGUUACACCAACUUGAAUCUGCCAUUUUUGGCUAUCCUUACGAAGUUUGCAGAAAACUGUUUCGUUACUCAAGUUGGAAUUGACUUUCAGUUACUCGGAUACUGCUAUGUGAAUUGUGAAGAAUACAACAAGGCAUUUGAUUCUUUUGUGAAAGUUUUAGAAUUGGAUCCAAGUAAUGAUGUUGCUGCUGCAAAUGUUUCUGUUUGUCAACAAAAUAUUAUACCUGAAAAAAGUCAAAACCACAUCAGACUAAAGAAGAUGUUGUCAAAAGGAUUUCUUGUUGCCAUAAAAGUCAUAGAAAUGAUUGUGCGAAAACAUUUGAUAUAAAGUUACAACAAAUUCAACAUUUUGUUAUUCAUAAUAUAGACGCAAACUGUUGAAAAUAUCAGAGGUGGGAUCAAGUGCUGUGAAGGUAUAAUCAUUCCCUAUUAAAGUCACAC
Molecule: messenger RNA, 2574 nt
Organism: Saccostrea cuccullata (small rock oyster)
Lineage: Eukaryota; Metazoa; Mollusca; Bivalvia; Ostreida; Ostreidae
Exons: 3
Coding region: 236-2461 (741 amino acids)
Molecular function (GO): protein binding
Source: RefSeq, a predicted model, not a curated record